AUGGCAUUGCGCAUGCGCAAAAGAAUUAUCUGGGGUCAAAGGUCACUGAGGCUAAUGAUGGCAUCUUCUAACACUCUGAGACUAGAGAAAUCUGAGCUUAUCCUUCCUGGACUGGCUCUCCCAGAUUCAUUCAGAGCUCUCGACAGUCGACUGGAGUCCACCCUCCAACUAUGCUCACUGAAGGGUUCAGGGGACGGUCCUCUGCUCGGAUUAGUCACUGUGUGUCAGGAAAUGCAGACGCUCCUGAAACUGGCUUUUAUUGAGAAUGGCCUCCUUGCAAGCCGUAUGGAGCUACUAACACGAUACCAAACAGAAGCAGUCAAGAGCACUGACAGGAAGGUAGCACAAGUUGAACUGAGCCACAAGACAACUAAGAAGCAAGUGAAGAGACUAGGAAAGAAACUAUCAACGUAUGAGACAGUACAGAGAAGGAAGACUGAGCAAUGGUGGGACGUGAAGGUCAAUGCAACUGACUAUGACACUUUCUCCUAUCUCUCAAGAGGAUGCGGAUCACCUGACCUCGAGUUCAUGCUCAGGAUUAAUCAGAUCCUCGUAGACUUUGUCAAAGACACCGACCGCCAAGAGCUCAUACUGCCUCCUAUGGGUAGUGAGGAAAGGGCAGAGUUGUCUAAACUGGCCUCGACAUAUAAACUGCGUUGUCGCUUUGGCAAGUCCACUCAGCUGGCUGCCUCCACGCUAAUCAAAGCCAGGCAGACCACCAUCCCCAACCCUGGUGAGGUAGACGCUGUUCUCAAUACCUUUGCUCGUACCCACAAGAGAUCUGAAACUGGAGGUGACCAAGAGGCCGGGACAGAAACUCAGGACUCCAAAGAAAAUCCUUCGUCUCAACCAGCUGCCCCCUCCAAGCCAAAGCCCCCCUCCCCUCGUGUCAUGAUCCCCUCCUCUAUGCUCACUCCCCUCUCCAUCGUCACAUCUCCUACCGUUGAUGUCGGACUCUCCCUCGGACAAUCUCCGCCCACCUCUGGAAAGAGUACACCCACGGCCGAACCUGCACCUCCUCCUCCUCCUCCUCCAAAAACCAGUGCCACCGAUACGACCAAAAAAUCGAAAGAAGCACCCGAAAAUCCCUCCCCUAAGAAGAUUGAACCUUCCAAGCCGCCUUCCAAGCCGAUUGUACUCCGUGACCCUCGCCUGAGUGGUGCCUCACGAAAUGCUCUUCAUCUCCAGUACGCACAACAGCUGGUCACUGCUGCAGGACGACAGCAGCUGAGCUUGUCUGCCAGCUCGUCUGGUGGAGUUAAGCCCCUGCUCAGCAACCUCGGAAGUUUGCUUACACCACAGAUUUCUCCGAGUUUGCCGAAACCGUCUGCAGUGGUAGCUGCUUUGAUUAAGACUGAGGGGAAAAAGGCCGAGGGUGAAGGCAGUAAUAAACGAGAGAAAGAAUCAGGGGCUUCCCCUCCAAAGAGGCCACGGCUGACCAGGAAAAGUGCUGGAGGGAAUACUGAACAAGACUAGAAAACUGAAACUGUGUGUAUUUUGUUGCUACUAGCUCAUAUUGUAGUACAAUCAUUUACUCUAUCACACUUAUAAUUAUGUUAAUAUAAUUAUGUUAAUAUAAUUAUGUUUUUUGUACAAUAAUUAUAAGUUUGAAUAGCAACAAGGUAGUAUUAUAUAAUUAUCAUACACCAGUCAUUUAAUUAGAUAUUUCCUCUAGCUAUCUCCUGUUCAGUGAACACUAAAUUGUCAUCAGAAGUUGAGCUAGUCUCAGAGUUACUUUUAGCUUGGGUGAUGUUGUCACCAUUAUCUUCAGCUUGAUCACUAUAAAUUGUUCUUGUUUCAUG
Messenger RNA from Halichondria panicea, 1802 nucleotides. RefSeq lists its product as uncharacterized. NCBI's taxonomy places the organism in Eukaryota, Metazoa, Porifera, Demospongiae, Suberitida, Halichondriidae. The record is from RefSeq and is a predicted model, not a curated record. The transcript has 10 exons. Gene Ontology annotation, molecular function: nucleic acid binding. The coding region runs from base 1 to 1476 and encodes 491 amino acids.